GCCAAUGGCGAGCGGCUCCGCUCGGAGGCGCCGCCCAGGCGGCCGCCGAGCGGGAGGGGGAUGUUAAAGGGGCGGUGCAGCGGGGCUGAUGGAGUCCGGUGGCGGGACGGAAACGCGGGAUGGCGGCUGUUUCCUGUACUACGCGUACGGCAGCAACCUGCUGCGGGAGCGGCUGCUGCUGAGCAGCCCUUCGGCGGCGCUCUGCGCCGUGGCGCGCCUGCAGGAUUUUAAGCUCGAGUUUGGCCAUCAUCAAGGCAGGACAAGUUCUGUCUGGCAUGGAGGUACAGCUACCAUUGUUCAGAGCCCUGGAGAUGAAGUAUGGGGAAUAGUGUGGAAAAUGAACACUAGCAAUUUAAGUUCACUGGAUAAGCAAGAGGGAGUUGAAGGUGGCAUUUAUGUCCCAAUAGAAGUUAAUGUCCACACUGACGCAGGAAAGGUACUGACCUGUCGAAGCUACCAGAUGAAGGACUAUGUCUGUGGUCCCCCUUCUCCUCAGUAUAAAAAGGUUAUCUGCAUGGGUGCAAAACAGAAUGGCUUGCCAGCUGACUAUCAGAAGAACUUAGAAGCUAUUGAAACGAAUAACUAUGCAGGGCUGGUACCAAUCAUGGAAGAGAUUGAAGCUGCUAUUAAAGCAAAGAAAAUAAAGUCUGCAUAGAAUACCUCUGCACUUGCUUGGCCAUUCACCUUGAUUUAGAUACCUCUCCUCACUGUGCUGAUCAGCAGUUUCUUUAUUUAUCAAGAGAAGAUGAGUUUGCUGUGCAUCUACAGUAAAUCAUUAGACACAAUUUGCACUCUGAAGGCACACUGACAUUGGUAAUUUCUUUGCUUUGUAUGUAUAGCUUGAGUACCUGCUGAAGUUUCUGCAGAUUUAGAAAUUAUCUUUCUGUAAUUGUCAUGCAGUGCUGCAUGAAAAUCUGUGCUUCAUGUCCUGUUUACUGACCUUUUUAAAAGGCCAUCUUAAUGAGUAUUGGCCUCCAUAGGAAUAAGGGCCGCAGGAUCAGGCCCUUUGUUCUUAAAUGUUGUAUACGCAAUUGUCAAGAAUUUCAAAGAUUUGUUAGAUGCAAAGUAGACUCAAAACUCUAAACCAAAACUAAACUUUUUCCCUCUGCUGCUUCUCUUAAUGGUUUGAAGCCCAACCUAUCUGAAGCUAUGGUGUUCUUGUUUCUGUAUAUAUAGUUACCAAAGAAAGAUAAAUAUUUUUUUUAACUAUCUCCAUGUUAUUAAGUAUUAGUCCAAAAGGCAACCCAGGCAUGAAGACAACAUUCAGGAAAGGAUCUCAUUCAGAGCAUAAUGGACGACUCCUAUCUAUGUCUAGUAAUCGUCAUAAGUGAUCUGGUUAGGUACAACCAACAGGUUUUAAAGAAUUCAUUUUAGCUGGAUAAUCCCAAGGUUUUUUUAAAUGACCUUUUUGAUCAUCUUCGGUCUUGUGUCCAGUGAAAUCAGGAAGUCUCCUGUGAGUCCUAGUGCGUUUGUUUCAUGGUUUUGUUUGUCAAACUCCAGAUGGACAUACUUGGCCUCUCUUUUUCCACAGCUUUAACAUCUCCUGCAAAACUGGAAGCUCUUGUAAGGUUUAGAGUACUUAUCUUCAUGGUACUUGGCAACCCCUGUAGUUAGUCUGUGGGGGACAAGGAAAAACUUACAAUCUGGAAUAUCUCAAAUCACUGAAUUUUGUCUUCUGUACAGUGGGGUGUAAGAUACAAUCAGUGUCACUGAGUGACUACUUAGAUAAAUGAUGACAAAGUAACAGACUUAUGCCUUCUCUGCACAAAAUUUUUCUGUAAACUGCUCUUGUGCCUGUAGAGGUGCUGUCCUGAUGUCUUAUGCUGAUUUCUAGAGCUGGACAUGGUGACCACAGUAAAACAUGGUACUUUCUGUAUUAGCACUGUCUAGUCUGGUUGAAUAAAACUGCAAUUACCAAA
This is a messenger RNA of Columba livia (rock pigeon), 1919 nucleotides long. It is a transcript of the gene GGCT, whose product is annotated as gamma-glutamylcyclotransferase. The coding region runs from base 89 to 655 and encodes 188 amino acids. The record is from RefSeq and is a predicted model, not a curated record. The transcript has 4 exons. Lineage: Eukaryota; Metazoa; Chordata; Aves; Columbiformes; Columbidae. Gene Ontology annotation, molecular function: gamma-glutamylcyclotransferase activity.